AUGUGUAGGGAUGGGUGAUAUCUGGAGAUCGCGUGGGUGGAAGGAAGGCCCAAAUUUCGGAUUGCAGUGGGCGGGGCGGGGGGCGGGCCCAGCGGCGAGUCCCACCGCGCCCGCAGUUCUGCUUCCGUUCCGCGGUGUGGCGGACCUUCAAGAUUUCGGCUUCUGAACUCCGUCCGUGCAUUGGCUGCAGGCCGGAGAGAUAGUCGGGUCGAGAUACGGGGAACUUCGCGUUCGUCUUAGCUACCCGACGACGUCUAGGACCACGUCUACCCUCACACAAUCACAACGACAUCAUGGACCACGAUACCGCCCCCGUUCCCUACUCUGCUAAGAAAGACUCUGGUACAACGACGCCCGUUGAGGUGUUGUACUCAGAAGCCCCUGUCUACCCUCCGAGAAGCCUCUAUGUGCCCCCAGCCAAAUUCGACGAGGUGCUCAUGUCAAGGAGCGCCUGGACGCCGAGCUUCCUGCCCCCAACCGUCAGACUCUUCUUCAUCGGUGCCAUCGUCUCUACUUCUGGCUUCCUGUAUGGCUUUGACACGGGCUCCAUUGGUCCCAUCAUCCAAAUGUCGCAGUUCCCAAACACCGUGGGUAAUCUCUCGACCUCUUUGCAGGGGUUCUUCGUUGCCUCUAUCCUUCUGUCUGCGUCAGUGAGCUCCCUAGCCAGCGGUGUCGUGGCAGAGAAGAUCUCCCGACGCUACGGGAUCGCCGUCGGCGCUGCCAUCUUCGCACUGGCAUCGACUGUUUGCGCCGCGGGGCAGAGCUUCGCAAUGAUGCAGAUUGCUCGCCUCAUCACCGGAAUUGGCGCAGGACAGAUGAUCAGCGUCGCCUCAAUCUAUCUCGUGGAGAUCGCUCCGGCUCAAGCUCGCGGCAAACUGGUAUGUAUGCUGCAAUUUGCCAUCACUGUAGGCUUGAUGACGGGCUACUUCCUGUGCUAUGGUACCUCUAUGAUCGACUCGAGCCUACAGUGGCGACUUCCUUUUGCGCUCUCGGCAGUGCUCUCCCUCGCACUCUGCUUUGCCACUCUGUUCCUCGUUCCUUUUUCGCCUCGCUGGCUGGCCCAAAAUGGACGGGAAGAUCAAGCCCUUUCCACGUUGAGGCAGCUGCGUCUCUCUGCUCACUCUGGCCAUCACCACCCUCCAAGUCGUUAUGGCUCAGAAGAUGAACUCCUUCUCCUUGAGCUGGACGGCAUCAAGGCCGCUAUUGCCGAGAGUCGCAGGCUCAAUGCCUCCUCGGCGAGCUUCCGCGAAUUGUUCAACAGGCGAUACCGAAGCAGAUCCCUCUUGGGCAUCAUCCUCAUGGCUUUCCAACAACUGAGUGGCGUCGACGUCAUCCUCUACUUUGCUCCCAUUGUCUUUGCCUCCGUCUUCACUUCUCAAGAGGGCGCCUUUCUAGCCUCCGGCGGCUUGGGGAUCGUUGCAGUGCUAGCAACGAUCCCUGCCCAGAUCUGGGCAGAUCACUGGGGUCGCAAGCCACCCAUGGUUGCCGGCGGACUGAGCAUGGCUACGUGCUACAUCGUCAUUGGCAGCCUCUUUGCGAAAUUUGGACGGCAGACGAGCAGCGGUGUGCGCCUGACAGGGGGCAAUGCCAAAUGGGUCGUAGUAGUGGGCAUCUACGCCUUCUUGGCCUUCUUCUCGUGCACGUGGGCCGUCGCAACUCGUAUCUACGCGAGCGAGAUCAUGCCAACGAAGCUCAGAUCUCGUGCGGCAGCUCUUCAGCAAUUAGCAAACUGGACUACGAAUUUCCUCGUGGCCCUUACUGCUCCCUCUUUUCUCAAAGCCACCCCUUCAGGUCCAUACUUCUUCUUUGCAAGCACCCUCCUCAUCGCAUCGGGGAUCUGCGUCGUCUUUAUGCGAGAGACAAAGGGUAAAUCACUAGAGGCCAUCACGGAGAUGUUUGAACUUAGAGCCGCGUAGAUUCAUGUCAUGUUUGAGUGUUAUAAUAUUGGAAUUGACGUGUCUAUAGAAGUCAAUCCCCCUGGGUGCAUGACCGGAUGAGCUGUUGAUCAGUCGAGUAUGAUCCGUACACCGCCCAGCAAGCCUACGUCCUGCUGACUCGAAGACGUCGGACAGCCAAUGAAGAAGCGCGGCAAUGGUACCUUGAGUCUGUGAGAUAGGAAUUCCAGAGUAGUGGCAUUGAAGGGCGCCUCGACUUCCGACAUCACCGAUCAGGACCGCAGAUAGC
This is a messenger RNA of Microstroma glucosiphilum, 2184 nucleotides long. RefSeq names its product general substrate transporter. NCBI's taxonomy places the organism in Eukaryota, Fungi, Basidiomycota, Exobasidiomycetes, Microstromatales, Microstromataceae. Gene Ontology annotation, molecular function: carbohydrate:proton symporter activity. The transcript has 3 exons. Gene Ontology annotation, biological process: carbohydrate transport; transmembrane transport. The record is from RefSeq and is a predicted model, not a curated record. Gene Ontology annotation, cellular component: membrane. Bases 294 to 1916 code for a protein of 540 amino acids.